Molecule: messenger RNA, 3272 nt
Organism: Dothidotthia symphoricarpi CBS 119687
Lineage: Eukaryota; Fungi; Ascomycota; Dothideomycetes; Pleosporales; Dothidotthiaceae
Product: glycoside hydrolase family 31 protein
Exons: 3
Coding region: 42-3026 (994 amino acids)
Biological process (GO): N-glycan processing; carbohydrate metabolic process
Cellular component (GO): glucosidase II complex
Molecular function (GO): alpha-glucosidase activity; carbohydrate binding
Source: RefSeq, a predicted model, not a curated record
AGCUUGUUCGCGAGAGCUGUUCUGCUGCUCAUGUUCCAACCAUGAUUGUGUCCAAACCCAAGUCUGCUCCCCGGUGGACGACCUCGGUUUGUCUGUUAGCAGCGCUAUGCUGUGUCUUUAUUCCAGCUGCUGCGGUCAAACAUGAAAACUUCAAGACAUGUGAUCAAUCCGGCUUCUGCAAACGCAAUCGCCAAUUCGCCGACGACGUUAUCGCGAGCUCUACCGUAUCCCCAUACGCUCUCGAUCCUGCAUCAAUCACGUUCAAAGACGGCCAAUUGAGCGGCGUUGUGCUCAAGACACUGGCAGAUGGGGACAAAGUCCAGCUGCCCCUCACCGUCACGUUCCUCGAGUCGGGCGUCGCGCGAGUCACUCUAGACGAGGAGAAGAGGGCGAAGGGCCAAAUCGAACUUCGACAUGGCAGUAAAGCGAGGAAAGAACGAUAUAACGAGACCGGUAAAUGGGCACUCGUCGGAGGCUUGCGGCCCUCGACAGGCGCAGCACUGGGCGCAGAUGCUGAGCAGGGCCAUACCAACGUCUUCUAUGGCAAGGGCGGCAAACAACAAGCCAUUAUCCGACACCAACCUUUCGCCAUUGAAUUCCAGAAAGACGGCGAGACUCACGUGAAGUUCAACGAGCAAGGUCUUUUGAACAUGGAGCAUUGGCGAGCCAAAGUCGAGAAGCAGCAGGAGGAGAAGAAGGAGGAUGGGGAGGAGAGCAAGGAUAGCGAGAAGAAAAUAGAGGAGAAGACGGAAGAUGAGAGUACAUGGUGGGAGGAGAAGUUUGGUGGUAACACAGACACUAAGCCCAAAGGUCCUGAGGCGGUCGGACUCGACAUCUCGUUUCCUGGUUAUGAGCAUGUGUUCGGGAUUCCGGAGCAUGCCGCGAGGCUAUCAUUGAAGACUACGAGGGGCGGCGACGAUGCUUUCACUGAACCUUACCGCCUGUACAACGCCGAUGUCUUUGAGUACGAGCUGGACAGUCCAAUGACGCUCUAUGGCGCCAUUCCCCUCAUGCAGGCCCACCGCAAGGGCUCGACCGUCGGCGUCUUCUGGCUAAACGCUGCCGAGACAUGGAUUGACAUCACAAAGACGAAAAAGUCAGCAAACCCUUUUGCUCGCUCGAAGAGCAAUACUGAUACCCACACCCAUUGGGUUUCGGAGAGCGGCCUCUUGGACGUCUUCGUCUUCCUCGGGCCCACUCCACAAGAUCUUACCCGCCAGUAUGGAGAGCUUACUGGCUACACUGCCAUGCCACAAUCAUUCGCUAUUGCCUACCAUCAAUGCCGAUGGAACUACGUUAGUGACGAUGAUGUGAAAGACGUGGAUCGAAAGUUCGACAAGUUCAAUAUCCCAUUUGAUGUCAUCUGGCUUGAUAUCGAAUACACGCAAGAGAAGAAAUACUUUACCUGGGAUCCCCUGACCUUCGAUGAUCCCAUCGACAUGCUCGAGCAGCUUGACAAGCAUAAGAGAAAACUUGUUACUAUUAUUGACCCACAUAUCAAGAACACUAAUGACUAUCAUGUCAUCGAUGAGCUCAAGAAACAAGACUUUGCUGUCAUGAACAAGGACGCAGAGCAGUUUGAGGGUUGGUGCUGGCCUGGAUCUUCUAUGUGGGUCGACUGCUUCAACCCAGCCGCCAUUACCUGGUGGAAGAGUCUGUUCAAGUAUGAUAGUUUCAAGGGCACUGCGCACAACACCUUCAUCUGGAACGAUAUGAACGAGCCCUCUGUGUUCAACGGUCCUGAGACGACCAUGCCCAAGGACAACUUGCACUACGAAAAUUGGGAGCAUCGCGACGUUCACAACCUGAACGGCAUGACCUUUCACAAUGCAACCUACCAGGCCAUGGUCGAGCGUAAGAAGGGCGAGCUUCGUCGUCCCUUUGUGCUUACUCGCUCUUUCUACUCGGGCAGUCAACGCAGCGCCGCCAUGUGGACUGGUGACAAUCUAUCUCAAUGGUCUCACCUCGGAGCUUCCAUCCCCAUGGUCCUGAACCAAGGUAUCUCCGGCUUUCCUUUCGCCGGCGCGGAUGUUGGAGGUUUCUUUGGCAACCCGAGCAAGGAGCUCCUGACUAGAUGGUAUCAGGCCGGCAUAUACUACCCUUUCUUCCGAGGCCAUGCUCAUAUUGACACACGCCGUCGUGAGCCUUACCUCGCUGGCUCCCCAUACACCGAGAUCAUCACCCAGGCUCUUCGUCUGCGAUACCAGCUGCUCCCCGCCUGGUACACCGCUUUCCACGAAGCUUCUACCACCGGAGCUCCUAUAAUCCGACCAAAUUUCUAUGUUCAUCCCGAGGAUGAGCGUGGUUUCGCUGUCGAUGAUCAGCUUUACAUUGGUUCCACUGGUCUUUUGGCCAAGCCGGUGACCCAAGAGGGCGCUGAUAGUGUCUCCGUGUAUAUCGCAGACGAACAGCCGUACUAUGACUACUUCGAUUACACCACAUACAAAGGUGCUGGUCAUCAUACCGUUCAGGCACCGCUCGAGAAGAUCCCGCUUCUUAUGCAAGGAGGUCACGUCAUUCCUCGCCGCGACCGUCCCCGUCGGUCAUCAGGUCUUAUGAAAUAUGACCCCUUCACACUCGUAGUCGUCCUCGAUAACGAUGGUAAUGCCUCUGGUUCCAUCUACCUCGAUGACGGUGAAACCUUUGAUUAUGAACAAGGCGCCUUCAUCCAUCGACAUUUCUCGUUCGAUGGCAAACGCAAUGCUCUGACGUCAUCCAAUCUUGUGACUGCAGUCAGGUCAGUCAAAUGCGAGUCGUAUUUGAAGACAAUGGAUAAGGUGCGUGUGGAGAAGAUCAUUGUUGUCGGCGCGCCGAGCACAUGGAAGGACAAGGAGGAAGUUAUUGUCAUGGAAGAGGGUACAAAGGAGAGCAAGAGGAGGAAACCAGUGCCGUUGGAAUAUCAUGCGAGCCAAGGGAAGAAGGCUGCCUGGGCGGUGAUCCGGGAUCCCAAGGUCGGUAUUACAAGGGGGUGGAAGAUCGAUUUUGGGAGUGGUUCUGCACAUGUGCAUCACGGACACGAGCAUUGAGAAGUUGGGUUGUUUAGUUGGCAAUAGAGCGUGUAUGCAUUUAGGGUUGUGGAUCUGGAUACAUGGCUCAAGCGCGUGGUUGUCUUGAGGUGGGAAAUAUUAUGAUGACUUGUAGAGCAUAGAUGAGAAAUACUCAACAAACACUGCUGGUGCAGGAAUUGAUAACGACGACUUUGGUGGAUGAGUACAAUAAGGGAUCAGGGUCACGCCAGUCUCAACAAAAGCUGAAAAUCUUGUACCACCAAC